This is a messenger RNA of Lolium rigidum, 648 nucleotides long. RefSeq names its product 60S ribosomal protein L32-1. Gene Ontology annotation, molecular function: structural constituent of ribosome. The transcript has 4 exons. Gene Ontology annotation, cellular component: cytosolic large ribosomal subunit; ribosome. The record is from RefSeq and is a predicted model, not a curated record. Bases 48 to 449 code for a protein of 133 amino acids. Lineage: Eukaryota; Viridiplantae; Streptophyta; Magnoliopsida; Poales; Poaceae. Gene Ontology annotation, biological process: translation.
GCUCCGCCGCCGCCGCCGCUAGCCGCCUCCGUCGCUCGCCUUGCAAGAUGGCGGUGCCGCUGCUGACGACGAAGAUCGUCAAGAAGCGGGUCAAGCACUUCAAGAGGGCGCACAGCGACCGCUACAUCGGCCUCAAGCCAAGCUGGCGCAGGCCAAAGGGUAUCGAUUCUCGUGUCAGGAGGAAGUUCAAGGGAGUUACCUUGAUGCCCAAUAUUGGGUAUGGUUCUGACAAGAAGACCAGGCACUACCUGCCCAACAAGUUCAAGAAGUUUGUGGUGCACAAUGUCUCUGAGCUGGAGCUGCUUAUGAUGCACAACAGGACGUACUGUGCUGAAAUCGCACAUAACGUGUCCACACAGAAGCGCAAGUCGAUAGUCGAGCGUGCUGCUCAGCUUGACAUCGUGGUCACCAACAAGCUUGCCAGGCUCCGCAGCCAGGAGGAUGAGUGAAAUGUUUCGAACAGUAGUAAUUUUUGGAUGGAUUCGCCUGUUGUAGACCUAAUAUCCUGCACCAGCAAUUCUGAUAUCGUUUGUAUUUGCCUCAGGGAUUCGACACUGUUAAUCAUCUCGCUAUCGAUAAUGAUUAUGCUCUCUUGCUCUAAGUACAGCUGUUCGGAUAUUAAUGAGUGUGGAGUGUCUUUGUUUAUCA